GCUCAGUCGCCCUCGGUCGGCCGCCCGUAGCGCCGCGCGCGGCUGCCCCGCGCACUAAACAUAACCUCACGGCCCACUGAACUACCACUUAUUUUACUCCCAUAAAAACGUAUACCCUCCCCUAUAUCCCCUUCCUUUAUAAAAUAAGAAACAUAACCAAUAUAACUAAAUAUAAUUCACAUUAAAAUCAGUGCAAUCUUUAAGAAGUCAACUGUGUGAAAGGAAUCAAAACAAAGGUAUAUCGAUUCACUGGUUUCAUCUGUACUGAAUGGGUGUUAUUAGAUACAAGGGUUCCGUAAAAUUUGUGCUGCAGAUGUUAUAACAAGAAGAACCGUAGCUGACAAGAAGAAUGUCGGAAAUUCGCAACAAAACAUUAGUAUUCACCAUAAAAGACAUACUGAACUGCAGAUAGAUUGAAGAGAUGGUUAACAACAACAGAUAGUACAAUAAAGGCAGGCCCUUAAAUAUAGGCAAUCGUCCUUAUUCUUCCUCAUUUCGUAGUGCUUCCUUUUCUGUCCACAACUACAUAAUAUAAAAACAACCUUUAUAAAUAUGUUAAAUCGUACCUAAAUAUUUAUACUUGUUUAUGUAGUGUUGUUGCGCUACAACUGUAACACAACAGCUUUUCAAGUGAUCAUAUCUUUUUGACAAUACGUCAGAAAAAUAAGUUUAGAUAAUAUUAUAUAGUAAACCCCAAAGUCAUAUCAAGUUGCCUUAAAUAGUUAUCGUAGAGUGCCAAAGGUGAAAAUAUUAUAGCGAAUUGAAGAUGUCUAACGGAGCGGUGAAAAGUGCGAAGAACGGGAACGGCGGGCAGGUGCCGGACUCUCCGAGAUAUGAAUCCGUCAGCCUGGCGCCUCCCCCAGAUGGGGGCUGGGGCUGGAUGGUGGUCUUCGCUUCCUUUAUGAUCCAUAUCGUCACCGAUGGCAUGACGUACUCGUUCGGGGUGUUCUAUGCGGAGUUCCUGACCUACUUCGACGAGGGCAAAGGCAAGACUGCAUUGAUCGUCUCCAUCCUCGUAGGAGUCACGCUUAGUUCAGGGCCUAUAUCAAGUUCCUUUGUGAAUCGAUGGGGUUGUCGUUCUGUGACAGUCGCUGGCGCGUUAUUAUCUGCGGUGUGCGUCGUUGCAUCAGCUUAUGCGAACAACGUGAUCACACUCAUUGUAACUAUCGGCAUAGGCACCGGUUUAGGAUUUGGACUCAUAUACCUGCCUGCUAUCGUCAGCGUUACUGUAUGGUUCGAACGCUAUAGGAGUCUUGCAACUGGUAUUGCUGUAUGUGGCUCCGGGCUUGGAACAUUCCUUUUUGCUCCGAUAACCAAAGCGCUCAUAACCGAAUAUGGAUGGAGAGGAGCUAUGGCCAUUAUCGGUGCCUUUAUACUCAACUGCGUGCCAUUAGGACUUAUGUUCCGACCAGUGCCUGAACUUCCGAGGACUCCCAUGACAGAACCCAUGCUGCCGAAAUCCAAUAAAUCGCCAUUAAAAAGAUCACAAAGCACAGAACAUGUAGUUAGAGGUAAUGGAAAAACGGAAGAAAAUGAUGUGGCAAGGCUGACCCUUUCCCAACCAGCACUAUAUAAACCCCAAGAACAAAAAUUACGCAGGCACUCUCGACAUGGCAGCGGAAUUAUGCAAAGACCUGACGUAUUAUACCAAGGAAGCAUGACGAGUUUAGCAAAAUUCAGAGCGCCAUCACCAGAAAGAACUCUCCACACGUCAAUCGAAGAGCGUGAACAAAGAUGCGGAUGGUUACCAUGUCCAUCCGAAUUUAAAGAAGCUCUGUCAGAAAUGCUCGAUCUUUCUUUACUUGUAGACCCCAUAUUCAUUUUAUUUGCUGUGUCAAACUUUUUAACUAGCAUAGGAUUUUAUAUUCCGUACGUUUACAUAGUGCCUAUGUGUAAAGACAAAGUAAUACCAAAUCCCGAAUAUCUGAUCUCUGUGAUUGGUGUAUCAAACUUAGUAGGAAGGAUUAUCUUGGGAUAUAUCAGCGACAAACCUUGGGUGAAUCGAUUGCUUGCUUACAACGUGUGCCUUACUAUUGCAGGCGUCAGUACUGCUUUGUCCAUGAUCUGUUGGGAGUUUUAUGGCUUGGCAAUAUAUGCAACACUAUUUGGCUUCACAAUUGGUGCCUACGUGGGGCUUACUUCUGUGGUGCUAGUUGACCUUCUGGGUCUAGAAAGGCUCACGAACGCAUUUGGUCUUCUACUGCUGUUUCAAGGCAUCGCUUCACUAAUUGGACCGCCAUUUGCAGGUUGGCUGUUCGAUGUUCUGGAUUCAUAUGCUCCUGGUUUCUACGUAGCAGGAGCUACCAUUGCAUUAAGUGGUCUGAUCCUAUUCUUUAUACCUUUGAUCGAGAGACGGAUAAAUCAAAGCCAAUGGGACACAGAUAUUGUCAUGGAGGAAAUUUAGCAGGAUGCCUUGGGAGGGGCUAAGCACGAUUAUCCACUUAUUGUACUUUACAGUCCUUCCACACCAUCCUACACGGGUUCUUCGGAGGAUACUUACAGCAACAGGGUAUAUACUACUACAAUAAUAGAAGAGAAUAAUUUUUAUAACGACGAUAGGUAGCCGCCUUGUAAAUAUUCAUGAAGUGAUGGAUGAAUGCAAUGAACAAUUCAGCGACUUCCAAGCGCAUUCCAGAGCUAGUGUGGGUAGUGAAUGUGGAAUUAAAAAAAAUAUUAUAACUACGACAGUGAAAGAGGGCGUGUGAUUUAAUAUCUUUAUUUAGUUUUUAAUUAACACAUUUAACGUUUAACCUGGCGACAUGCCAGUUCUAAGAAUUGCAACCAAUUGAUUGUUUAAUAAAUAGUUAUAAGAAUAUUUGGCUUAACAUACGAGUAUGUAUGAUGUAUUUCUACGUGAUCACUACGAGAACUAUAAUGUUAUUGUUAAUAAUUUGAAACACACAGAUUUUUAUAUAAUAUAUCCUAGUAGACAUUCUACAGCACUCGUAAGUAAAAUGAUUGAUAGGCAAUACUGUGGUUUGUUUGUAUGCUAACGAUGUAUUGUGUGAUGUAUGAUGAACGAGAAUUUUCUUCAUAACGGCCUUACUGUGGACCAAUCGUAUUAGAGUGUAUGAGGUCCAAUAUACUUCUUCAAGCAUAUUCUAUGCUUUUGUGAUAGAUCAAUCUUCAGCCAUUUGUUUCUUCUUUACAAAGAUAAUAUCUUUCAAUUUGUGUUCAUUAUCAUUAUAACAUAUUUUAUUUCGCAUCCCUCCCUUUUUACGAACACUUUACAUAAGAUACUAUAUUUGACUGAUUUAGAUAAAUCGAUGUAUAUACUGAACUGUGCUAUAUUCUUCGUACAAAUUUAAUUGUCUUUGUAAAAUAUUGUUGUUAUUCUAAUGUAAUCGUAUGUAAUACGGUUACAGUGUACAUUGACGUUACCACACAAAAUAAUUAUAUUAAACUAUACUGGAAUUGCAGCUUACUUUUUUCAUACAUAUUUUAUUUAAGUAUUUCCUCUAGGUUUACGAUUCUACAUUCUAACGAUUACAUUUAGAGAUUAAUAACGGUAAAAGUGCGUCUCAAAACACGAUUCCACUAUAUUAUUAUUAAUAAAAGUACAAAAUAAAAUUAUAGAUAUGUAAGAAGACCUUAAUUUACUCACAACUACUUAAAGUUUCUCAAAGAAUAUGUAAUAUCAUUUAAAUACAAAAUAGAAAUCUUUAGGCAAAUAUCAAUCUGGACUCCGAAGAUUACGGCCCGGUUGCAAGACCUUUAGGCCAAUGUAACCAAUCGAAAGGCAGUAGAGUGUUUGACUAGCGUCAUAAUAGAUAUUUUAAUUACCAAAAAU
Hyposmocoma kahamanoa is the source of this 3790-nucleotide messenger RNA. RefSeq names its product monocarboxylate transporter 12-B (gene Mct1). Gene Ontology annotation, biological process: transmembrane transport; monocarboxylic acid transport. Gene Ontology annotation, molecular function: monocarboxylic acid transmembrane transporter activity. The transcript has 7 exons. Lineage: Eukaryota; Metazoa; Arthropoda; Insecta; Lepidoptera; Cosmopterigidae. Bases 767 to 2404 code for a protein of 545 amino acids. The record is from RefSeq and is a predicted model, not a curated record.